Molecule: messenger RNA, 798 nt
Organism: Scheffersomyces stipitis CBS 6054
Lineage: Eukaryota; Fungi; Ascomycota; Pichiomycetes; Serinales; Debaryomycetaceae
Gene: SYN8
Product: syntaxin
Exons: 3
Coding region: 1-798 (265 amino acids)
Biological process (GO): vesicle fusion; intracellular protein transport
Cellular component (GO): endomembrane system; SNARE complex
Molecular function (GO): SNAP receptor activity; SNARE binding
Source: RefSeq, a predicted model, not a curated record
AUGGCUCCUUCGAUACUGGAGGUCCGAGCUUCGCAGUCUAAAAUCAACGUCUAUUUAGAUGAGUUGAACUCGAAUCUCGAGGAAAGGGACCGGUUAGUAGAGGUUUUACGGCUAACUCCUUCUGCAAACGAUAACUACGAGCUAAUCAGCCUACUCCAGAAACUCGUCAAAUACUUCAAAUAUCUCCAACAGGACCUCAUAUCGUUGAUCAAGGUAGGAGAGAAUGUCGAACAGUACAUAAAUCAGUUCCGGGAAGCUGUAGCCAAAUAUGAAGACGUGCACGAGAAACUCGCAGGGGACUCUUCAAUCAGUGUAUCCGAAUACCAUUUCACGCCCGCAGAAUUUCCACAAAGAAAGACCCCCAUUUCAUCCGUGCGCUUUCAGGAGGACAUUUUAGAUAAGGAUGCUGACGAUCAUUUCCGUAACGAAAAUUUCAAGCCUUAUUCGGACGAGGAGUCUUCUAACAACACAGAUUCUGAGUCGUUCGAUGCCCAGACGAACCAACAUCUUUUUGCUCAACACCAACAGACUAUUCUAGAACAAGAUCAGAGUCUAGAUGUGCUCCACCAGCUGAUUAUUAGACAGCAUACCAUGGGCCAGAGCAUUAACUCGGAGCUCGAUGACCAUCUCAUUCUCCUCAACGACUUGGAGAAUGGUGUUGAUGAUGCCAAUUACCGUUUGAAUACCGCUGCCAAUCGGUUGCAUGAAUUCCGGAAACGGGUUCGUGAAAACGGUAGUUUGGUCACAAUCAUUGUUCUCACAGUGAUCUUGAUAAUGUUAUUGGUGGUGUUGAAUUAG